Phoenix dactylifera (date palm) is the source of this 957-nucleotide messenger RNA. RefSeq lists its product as uncharacterized. The record is from RefSeq and is a predicted model, not a curated record. Lineage: Eukaryota; Viridiplantae; Streptophyta; Magnoliopsida; Arecales; Arecaceae. Gene Ontology annotation, biological process: cellular response to heat.
UCAUUAAUUCACUCAAGCACAUUAGAAGAUCUCUAUCUGUAAGAGGGAAACAAAGCAAAGGAGGCUCACAUGGAUACGAGGCCUGCCGCCAGUCAGCGCGUCUACGAAGAUUUCAUCCCUUCACAUGAGUUGGUUCAAGAGGAAGGUGCUGGUACACUCAUCCUCGAGAUCCCAGGAUAUAGGAAAGACCAACUCAGGGUUCAGAUUAAUAACUAUGGGAAGAUUAGGAUUAGCGGGGAGCGUCCUCUCGGAGACAACCGAUGGAACCGAUUUCGCAAGGACUUCCAAGUCCCUGAGAACUGCAACGUCAGCGAAAUCCGUGCCAAGUUCGAGAACGGGCACCUCUACGUGAUAUUGCCAAAAUUGAUCCCUGAGGUCAGGGAGCGCAAAGAGCCUACACAAGCUCCUGAUGAGAAGCCCACAGCGAUCGAGCCGAAACCGAGCACGCGCCAAGAUGAGAUGAACCACAAAGCUUCUGUUGAGCCAAAUGGUGUUGCUAAGAAACAAGAAGAUGAGAAGAAAGGUGAACCAAUGGAUGCGAGAAAAGAAGUGCAGAAGGUGGGAGAGAAGGAGAAGGAUCAAACUGAAGAGAAGCAAUAUAAGGAGAAGGUUACAGGUGUUGUUGAACGUGAAGAGGGUGAGAAAGGUGAUGCAGUCACUGAAGGCGAGAAAAAGGAGGCGGUCAGGAAUGGGGUGAGCAAGUUGGUGGGUGAACUAGGCUCAGGCUUCUACAAGCCAAGCCAGAUCAUGGUGAAUAUAAUUGCAGCUGCUGUGGUUUUGGUUGGGGUGGGGUUGUACGUGACUUACAAACGGAGUCGACCCAUGGAGGAAGAUGGCCAUUAAGCUGGCUAAGCUAUGUAUGCUUUCAUUGAAACAUUGGAGGCAUUUGUGAUUUAUUAAAUGUAAAUGAUGCCUAAAAAGAAAAUAAAGUGAGGAAAUAUUGGAAUUCUUUACGUU